AUGCAAGUAAUUGAGACCUCCCCGAUAGAGUUAGAACAAUUACUACCAGGAUGGACACAUAACAAGAAUAAAGUCUUGGUUAUUGUGAGAAUACUUAAGAAAGUUCAUUUAAAUUACUCUGGCAAUAGAUUGAUACUUGUAAGUUUUUUCAUGAUAUUGUUAUCUUUCUGUAUGAAUAGUACAAUUAAUACACAUCAAUAUCUAUGCAAAUAACUGUCUUAAAUAAUUAAGCUAAUCAAAUGGCUAUUCCUCCUGACCCACAGAAACCAUCCACUACAUCCGAUUCUGAAGAACUUAUUUUUAAUUUAUUUGCAAUGUAAGAACUCAUCACCUUAAAAUGAUAGUCAACUCAAACCUCAGGUAUUACAGAAUACCAAGAUUCUUCGUAUAAAAGUAUAAUCUCAUUAAACUUUUUAAAAAAGAAAUGUCUUUUCUUAUAGUACAUCUGUAAGUGUUUAGGUAUGUCAUCAGAUAAGCCAGAGACCAUCUUACAACUGA
Messenger RNA from Paramecium tetraurelia, 498 nucleotides. RefSeq lists its product as uncharacterized. The record is from RefSeq and is a predicted model, not a curated record. Lineage: Eukaryota; Ciliophora; Oligohymenophorea; Peniculida; Parameciidae. The transcript has a single exon.